UUUUGACGGUAGCGCACAAAAAAUAAUGUAAAUAAGUUUUAGCUCCCCUUUUCUGUGGAUCUUUGGGUCAUUCCUAUCGCCUCUUAAGAACGCUGAAAACAGCAACAACACAUUCAUCAUUGUAGGUAUUAACAGCAGCUGCUUCAGUUUGCCAAUACGGCUCAACUCAAUCGACAUAAUAGCUUUUAUCGCUCAACAAACGUUAAUCGCAGAGUCAGCGACUAUGCCACGAAACAGCAAUAACAUUGGUAGGGCAAAAAAAAUAGUUGUAAAUGUGAACAGCAACAGAAGCCGCAGAAUCAAAUUUAGCCAUUAAAGUAAAACGAUACGCAAUUGAUAUUGGAUUGAAUUUAAUCAGGAAUUUGAAGAAAGCAAGCUGUUAGAAGAUCAUAAUGGCGAAAAUGGUGCCUGAUGUGGUUAUUUGUGGUUUUGUGAUUACGGCACUAUUGCUGAUACACUUCUUUUCGGAUAUAUUGCGCCUUUCCUUAGGCGGUUAUUACACACAUGCUACCCUCUCACAACUUGUCGAGUCACACUCCAACAAGGAAUAUUCAUGGUUGUUGAAACUUAUGGCCAAUUGUUUUGGCUACAGUUGUGUUUUUGUACCUGGUUAUCUAAUUUACAAAUAUGUUGUACGCACAAAAUACCUGGAGAAGAGUGAAAAAACUUGCAUUUAUACCGCGGUUAGUAUGUGUAUCACUGGUAAUCCUGGUACUGAGCUCGACUAUUCCGAGCCCAUGGAGCGCAAGCCCAUGGACCCAUUGCCACCGUCACCUGGACCACAGAAACGUACAACAUCGCAGGACACAUUACUACUUUUCUGGUGCUUUGGUGGGCUCAUGGUCUCGUACUUAACUUGGGGUGUAUUGCAGGAGAAAAUUAUGACACAACAAUACUUCAACUCCGAAGGUCAGCCAACACAUUUUAAAGACUCGCAAUUUCUUGUCUUUUGUAAUCGCCUUUCUGCAUUCAUUUGCGCAAUGGUAACACUACGUAUCAAAACACCAUCCAAUAGACAUUGUACACCACUAUAUAAGUACUCGUUUGCUUCCUUCUCGAAUAUAAUGAGUGCUUGGUUCCAGUACGAGGCACUCAAAUUUGUAAGCUUCCCUACACAGGUGUUAGCAAAGGCAUGCAAAAUUAUACCCGUCAUGUUAAUGGGUAAAAUUAUAUCAAAAAACAAAUACGAUUGGUAUGAGUACGUAUCAGCUAUAUUGAUAUCGUUGGGUAUGAUCUUUUUUAUGACCGGCUCAGCAAGCGGCAGCAACACAAGCAGUGUAACAACAUUCACCGGCAUUUUCCUGCUAACAAUGUACUUAACUUGCGAUAGCUUUACAGCAAAUUGGCAAGAUGAACUUUUCAAGAAUUACGAAAUGUCAUCACUACAAAUGAUGGCAGGUGUCAAUUUAUUUUCAACAAUAUUUACAACGACUUCGUUAUGGGUGCAAGGUGGUUUUAUGGAUUCAUUGGCAUUUGCCAGCGAGCAUCCAAAAUUUGUACUCGAUGCACUAACAAUUUCGCUGUGUUCGGCGGUGGGUCAAUUAUUCAUUUUUUAUACAAUAUCGAAAUUUGGUGCAGUUGUGUUUACCAUCAUAAUGACGUUAAGACAGGCCUUUGCAAUAUUGCUUUCCUGUUUGAUCUACAAGCACAAAAUUUCUGUGUUGGGCAUCUUCGGUAUAUUAGUUGUAUUCUUUGCGGUCUUUAUGCGUUCCUACGGAAAACAACGCAUGAAAGCGAUAAAGAAACGAGCAGAAGCACAUAAACCAAAAAUGGGCGCAUAAUUCAUACUUGAGGGAGAGUAUUUGUUUUUAAAUAGUGACACUAGUAUGAAUGCGGCUAUGGAUUGCUUACGAAAAUGAGAGGCGUAAAUCAGCAUAAAUUAGCUCUUAUCAACACAAACACCAUGUCUUUAAUCUUUAAAAUAGCAAAUUGCAAACAUGUGCAAAUAUACAAUAUUCAUCUUCACAUUCUAAUACAUAUAUGUAUAUAAAUGUCUACAGUUUAUAUUCUUGUUCACAUCAAAAUGCAACUUAAAUGUUGAAAAAUAUACAGUACGUAAAACGAAUGCAAAACGUUAAAGAACAUAUAUAUUUUUGUAUAUAUAAUAUAUAUGUAUGUGUUGUUACAUAUAAUGAAAUAUUUAAAA
Messenger RNA from Ceratitis capitata (Mediterranean fruit fly), 2146 nucleotides. RefSeq names its product adenosine 3'-phospho 5'-phosphosulfate transporter 1 (gene sll). Gene Ontology annotation, biological process: transmembrane transport. Bases 393 to 1781 code for a protein of 462 amino acids. NCBI's taxonomy places the organism in Eukaryota, Metazoa, Arthropoda, Insecta, Diptera, Tephritidae. The transcript is spliced from 6 exons. Gene Ontology annotation, molecular function: 3'-phosphoadenosine 5'-phosphosulfate transmembrane transporter activity. Gene Ontology annotation, cellular component: Golgi membrane; endoplasmic reticulum membrane. The record is from RefSeq and is a predicted model, not a curated record.